AUGGGUUGGGAGCCCGUCCGGCGAGGAGUGUCUGGUAUCGGCAAACAGUCCCGAGGCCGUGCGUACGUGGUCUUCAUGGUGUGGACUCCUGUGGUGCUCUAUCUCAGCUGGGUCAGCUACACGUCCCUCGCUCAGGGCAACACCAGGCUCUUCUCCUCCUUCACGACAGAGUACUCCAUCCCCGUGCACAAAUACUACUUCCCCUUCAUCUUCCUCCUGGGGAUGUUCCUGUGGUCCCUGCUAGAGUACCUCAUCCAUCGCUUUGUCUUCCACAUGAAGCCACCUGCUAGUAACUACUAUCUCAUCACCCUGCAUUUCUUGUUGCAUGGCCAGCAUCACAAGUCUCCCUUUGACAGCUCCCGCCUGGUCUUUCCUCCCGUGCCGGCGUCGCUGGUGAUCGGCUUCUUCUACGGGGUCCUCCGCCUCCUGCUGCCCGAGGUGCUGGGGCUCUCCGUGUUUGUCGGGGGGCUCUGCGGCUACGUGGUCUACGACAUGAUGCAUUAUUACCUGCACUAUGGCUCGCCAAAGAAAGGCACUUACCUGUAUGGGCUGAAGGCUUAUCACGUGAAGCACCACUUUGAACACCAAAAAUCAGGUAAUGGCGUGUUUCCAACACGCGCUGGUGUGGCAGCCCCAUCGCGGGGGGAGCUCAGAGGCGUUGGAAACCACGCUUGCCUUCGGUCCUGCGGAUUUAGCUGACACACUGAGAUGUUUGAAGCUUAGCACCCGGUUGGGUCUCUGGGCUGGGAAACGCUGCACAGAGAUGCCUGGCUGAGCUGGGGAAUGGCGUGGGCUUGCAAGGGGAGGUGUGGCGUACCUGUGCUUCAAAUUUUCCAUCCGGCGUCCCUCAUAGAGGCUUGUACUUGGGUUUAUCAUGCUGCUCUUCCAGUUUCUGCUGCAAGGCUGAGGUUAAGGUGUGGGUUCCCCUUUCUCCUCCCUGCCUGCAGUUACCCGAAGGGAUGGCAGGCAGUCUGCAUGGCUUGGGGCACCCCGGCAUGGGCACCCCAUGGUCGAGCCUUUGCUGGCCAGUGCAAGUGGGCACCUCAGCACUCGCAGUGCAACGCUAAAGUUAAAUUUAGGAGCUGGUGAGCGUGCAUCUGAUUAGCAUGUCAGUGAUGCUCUCGGGGGGUCACGUUUGUUGGGACGGGGGGGGACGAUGUGCUCCUUAGUCUUCCCCAAGAAUCAUGCAUCAAAGGCUUGAAACCAAGCUUGGUUUUGGAGUCCUGGGUGUGCAGGUGGGGUAUCCGGACCCAAGCGCUGCACCGCUUGGUCAGCAGCGUAUGGGAUGACAUAGCUGCAUGAGCCCGUUUAUCGGCCCAGGAGCUGUGGGAGGGGGAACCGCAGCAAAGAGGCUUCUGGGCAGAAGUUUCCCUGGCGUUUCUGAACGUGUCAGCUCG
Struthio camelus australis is the source of this 1397-nucleotide messenger RNA. Lineage: Eukaryota; Metazoa; Chordata; Aves; Struthioniformes; Struthionidae. The record is from RefSeq and is a predicted model, not a curated record.